UGAACGGAACCAAAACAAGAAGUUCGUCGUUAGCAUGUGUCUGCUGUAGCGCAUAAGAAGGAAACUGCCCUGCAGCACCUCCAUGAGCUUUGACAUUUGAGUGGCAUUUUUAAUUUUCCCUACAUUUUACUAGGAAGGCCUUUGGAAGUCAAUAAUAUGGAAGCAAAGCUGAAGAAAGAAUUGGGGACAAGCAAGCUAAAAGCGACUGGCCAUUCAGGAGGUGGUUGUAUCAGCGAGGGCCAAAGCUAUGACACUGACUCGGGGAAAGUAUUUGUGAAGAUCAAUCACAAAAGCGAGGCUAAAUUGAUGUUUGAUGGGGAGAUGGCGAGUUUGGAAGCUAUUUUUAGAACUGAGACUGUCAAGGUCCCAAAGCCCAUAAAGGUAAUUGAGCUGGACAGAGGAGGAUGCGUGUUUGUAAUGGAACAUCUGGACAUGAAAGGCCUCAACAAGUACUCCAAGCAGCUUGGAGAGCAGCUGGCAGAUCUUCAUCUUCACAACAAGACACUUCAGGAAAAGCUACAAAAAGAGCAACAGACUGUGGGGAAAGGACCUGCUCAAUCAGAGGUUGCUGUUGUUGAGAAAUUUGGCUUUGACGUAGCUACAUGUUGUGGAUACCUUCCACAGCAAAAUGAGUGGCAGAGCGACUGGGUGGCAUUUUACUCCCAGCAGAGGCUGCAGCACCAGCUUAACAUGGUGGAAACGUCUUAUGGUGACAGAGAAACAAGGGAGCUUUGGGCCGCCCUACAACUGAAGAUCCCUCAGCUUUUCACGGAAAUAGAAAUAGUUCCAGCUCUUCUCCAUGGAGAUCUGUGGGGAGGCAAUGUGGCCGAGUGGGUGGAGGGCCCAGUCAUCUUUGACCCGGCAACUUUCUAUGGGCAUUCCGAGUAUGAGCUUGGGAUCGCUGGAAUGUUUGGUGGUUUCAACAAGUCGUUUUACUCUGCUUACCAUCAAAAGAUUCCUCAAGAUCCCGGAUUUGAAAAGAGAAACCAGCUUUACCAACUUUUCCACUAUCUAAAUCACUGGAACCACUUUGGCGGUGGCUACAGAGGAUCCUCAGUUAGGAUCAUGAAAGACCUGCUAAAAUGACUGCUGUUGCAGUCGCUUAUGGAGCGUUUUGCAGUCUUAAUCUUCAGCACAUAUGGCACACAUGUCCAUAAUUUGACGUAAACGUUUAAUAUAGAUUCCAGUCUUUUGAAUAUCACAGAUCAAAUGUGCAGUUUCUUAAAGGUGUUAAAUGUGUUUAAAUGCAAACUGUGGAAUAUAUUACAACUGAAAUAAUAAAAUGCCAAGUACACAAAAAACUUUAUUUUAUUUCUUUAAAAUGACAAUAAAAGUUGAAUUAUCUCUAAUUUUUCAGAUGAUAAAACUGUAAAAUCAAAGCUUUUGACAUUCAAAUAUGAUUGAUCUUUUCUUUGAAUAUUUUGUUCCUGAAAAUAUAUUUUUUUUUAAUUACCGGUAAAAGAGUUACUUUAAAGCAUUGUGUUCAUCUGUGAAAUGACGCAAUUCUUCUAUAUGAAUACAUGUGUUAAUUUAUGCAAUUAUAAAGAGUUGAAGUAUUUUUAAUAACGCUAACAUCAUGUAUCUUAAUCUGUAUAACAAAAUAGAAAUUACUGCUGUCAUCCAGAUGUGUGUGAAGAAGGAAUUCCCUUGUAAAUGCAAAUUAAUAGUUUAUCAUCCAUCCAUAGGUGACAACAUAGGUUGUUCUGAAAUGCUUGCUACUGAAACAACAAUAAACCAUGAAAUCAUUCAGA
Molecule: messenger RNA, 1751 nt
Organism: Oryzias latipes (Japanese medaka)
Lineage: Eukaryota; Metazoa; Chordata; Actinopteri; Beloniformes; Adrianichthyidae
Gene: fn3krp
Product: fructosamine 3 kinase related protein
Source: RefSeq, a predicted model, not a curated record